UUCAGAAAAUCUCGACUUCUAUCUCUUCAUCAUCAGUGACACUUUCCCUCGUCGCUCCCUCACAUGCGAGGUUGGCAGCCGCUCCAGAAGCUUCUAGAAGCCGCCGCGGACUCCUCCACUCCUCUUGCCGCCGCCCGCCUCCACGCCCACCUCCUUCGCUCGGGCCACCUCCACUCCUCCCACCACCUCACAUCUCAUGUCCUCGCGUCCUACCCUCCCGCCCUCGCUCGCCACCUGUUCGAUGAAAUCCCCGUCCCGACCCCGCGCCUUGCCAAUGCGCUCCUCCGCGCGCGCGUCCGUGCGGGCCAGUGGCGCGACGUGCUCCUCCUCCUCCCGCGCCUCCGCGUGCGCCCGGACGCCUUCACGCUGUCCCUCCUGCUCAAAUCCUGCGCCAUGCUCCCCUCCCUCGCCCACGGCCGCGCCGUGCACGCGCUCGCCGUCCGAUCCUGCGCCGCUUACACUGACGCCUUCGUGGCCGCUGCGCUUGUGCAGAUGUACGCGAAGUGCGGCGACAUGGUUGGCUCAAUCAACGCCUUCAAUGCGUUCGAGGAACCAGACAUCGUCCUCCGGACUUCCGUGGUGACUGGGUACGAACAGAACGGGAUGGCACAGGAGGCACUGGAGUUCUUUGCAAGGAGUGUGAUUGGCCAGGGUUUCAUGCCGAGUCCAGUCACUCUUGUGAGCGUGAUCUCGGCAGCGGCACAGUUGAAAAAUGCCCGAAAUGGGCAGGCCUGCCAUGCAUAUGUUCUCAGGAAUGACUUGGAGCAUGACUUGGUUCUGGUCAAUGCUAUUCUUGGGCUUUACAUGAGGAUUGGAGCUGUACAAUCUGCAAGGAGGUUAUUCGAGGGAAUGAUGGAGAGAGACGUGGUCACAUGGAGCUGUAUGGUCACAGGAUAUGUGCAAUCUGGACACGCCUCUGAAGCAUUGAGCGUAUAUAAGAAAAUGGUUGCGGCAGGAGUGAAGCCAAAUGCAGUUACCGUGGUGAGUGUUCUGCAGGCCUGUUCGCUUGCUCUGGAUGUUGAAGAAGGCAAGAGGUUGCAUGACAGUGCUGUCAAGAUAGGUUGCGAACUUGAGAUGACAGUUGCAACUGCGCUGGUUGAUAUGUACAUGAAGUGCUCGUGUCAGGAGAAGGCAAUGCAGUUAUUUCUUCGGAUGCCAAAGAAAGAUGCAGUAGCUUGGGCGGCGGUCAUUAGUGGUCUUACCCAAAAUGGUCUCCCUGAUGAGUCGAUGAGAGUCUUCAAGUGCAUGUUGUUGGAUGGUCCUGUCCCUGACGCUGUCACUAUGGUGAAGGUACUUGCUGCAUGCUCAGAAUCUGGUGUUAUGAAUCAAGCCUUUUGUCUCCAUGGCUAUUUGGUUAACACUGGUUUCUGUGAUAAGACAUUUGUGGCAGCUGCACUUGUGGAUUUGUAUUAUAAAUGUGGAAACUUGGGUAGCGCUGUCAGGGUAUUUGAAAGUGACGCUGAGAAGGAUAUUGUGCUAUGGAGCUCAAUGAUCUCAGGUUAUGGAUUCCAUGGCCUUGGGCAGCAAGCUGUUGCCUUGUACCAAAGGAUGGUCGCUUCUUCAGUUAAACCUAAUAGCCUGACAUUUGUAUCCGUGUUAUCGGCAUGCAGCCACUCUGGACUUGUGCAGCAAGGAAAGUCCAUUUUUAAAAGCAUGACUCGAGUCUAUGGAAUCAUGCCAAAUUCAGAGCAUCGUAGUGCCAUGGUUGAUCUCCUUGGCCGGGCCGGUGAAUUGCAAGAGGCAGCGAAGCUCCUCCAUGAAACAGGUGGGAGGGCUGAUGCUCAUACUUGGUGUGCCUUGCUUGCUGCCUGCAGAGAACACCGUGACACAGAGAUGAGUGAUAUGGUAGCUGCCAAACUACUCAAGCUGGAUCCUGACCAUGUUGGCUACUACAAUCUCAUGACCAAUAUAUAUGCAUUUGAUGAAAAGUGGGACCGUGUAAAAGAGACUAGGGACAUUAUCAAAGAUAGAGGUUUGAAAAAAGUGCCAGGUUGCAGUGCGAUAGAGAUCAAUAAUGCAAUGCACACAUUCACAGCUGGGGAGAGGUCACACCAAGAUUGGGAGAAGAUCUCUACAUUGCUCUGGGAGUUGUCACAAAAGUUGAGACGGGAUGAUUGUUUCUUUCAGUUGGACCGUCACUUCGUGUUUGAAGAUUUCUGAUCUUCUCCAAGCUGAAACAUGAACUUUCAAUACACUUCACUUGGUGGUAAGUUCCUAGAAGGAAGUAACGACAAAAUACCAUAUGCAAGGUAAUAAGUCAUCUUAUAACGAGAAAAAUAGCACAGCUUAGUUUUGCACUAAUUGUAACAUUGUAUAUGCAGGACAGACACUUCCAAGAAGUGUAUAGCUGUAGUCCCCUUCAUUUAACAAUCAGUCAAUCAGCUAUGUAUGUUUUGUAGAUUUAA
Triticum aestivum (bread wheat) is the source of this 2405-nucleotide messenger RNA. Its product is annotated as putative pentatricopeptide repeat-containing protein At3g01580. The record is from RefSeq and is a predicted model, not a curated record. Gene Ontology annotation, cellular component: intracellular membrane-bounded organelle. The transcript has a single exon. NCBI's taxonomy places the organism in Eukaryota, Viridiplantae, Streptophyta, Magnoliopsida, Poales, Poaceae. Gene Ontology annotation, biological process: RNA modification. Gene Ontology annotation, molecular function: protein binding; RNA binding. Bases 64 to 2160 code for a protein of 698 amino acids.